Coffea eugenioides is the source of this 909-nucleotide messenger RNA. RefSeq names its product pentatricopeptide repeat-containing protein At4g37170-like. Gene Ontology annotation, molecular function: protein binding; zinc ion binding; RNA binding. The transcript has 2 exons. The coding region runs from base 1 to 909 and encodes 302 amino acids. The record is from RefSeq and is a predicted model, not a curated record. NCBI's taxonomy places the organism in Eukaryota, Viridiplantae, Streptophyta, Magnoliopsida, Gentianales, Rubiaceae. Gene Ontology annotation, biological process: RNA modification.
AUGAUUGCAGUUGGUGGUAGAAAUUUGAAAACAUGCCAUGAAGCUCUCAGGUUGUUCAAGUCGCUGCUUGAAACAGGUAUUAAGCCUGAUCAUGUUACGUUCGUUGGGGUCCUUUCUGCUUGCACCCAUGCUGGUUUAGUGAACCAAGGGCUUAGAUAUUUCUACUCAAUAAAAGAACAGCAUGGAUUAGCUUAUACUGCAGAUCACUAUGCUUGUGUGAUUGAUCUCUUGAGCCGAGCUGGUAGAUUUGGAGAAGCUAAAGACAUAAUCAGUAAUAUGGCCAUGAAGCCUGAUAAGUUCAUGUGGGCUUCCUUACUUGGUGGUUGCAGAAUUCAUGGAAAUCUUGACCUUGCGAAGCAAGCAGCUGAAGCUCUGUUUGAAAUUGAACCCGAGGAUGCAGCUUCUUAUGUAACUCUUGCAAAUGUCUAUGCCACAGCUGGCAAAUGGAGUGAGGUGGCAAAGAUUAGAAAAAUGAUGGACGAGAAACGAGUGGUAAAGAAACCAGGCAUGAGUUGGAUUGAGAUGAAAAGAAAAACUCACAUCUUCUUAGUUGGGGAUCAGUCUCAUCCCAGGUCCAAGGAAAUAUACGACUUCCUGGGAGAGAUUUCAAAGAAAAUGAAGGAAGAGGGUUAUGUGCCUGAUACAGAAUAUGUGCUGCAUGAUGUAGGAGAGGAACAAAAGGAGCAAACCCUCUUCUAUCACAGUGAAAAGCUUGCAAUUGCGUUUGGGAUUAUUGCUACUCCGCCAGGGACACCAAUAAAAGUGUUCAAGAAUUUGAGGACUUGUGUGGACUGUCACACUGCUAUUAAAUUUAUUUCAAAGAUCUCAGAUAGAAGAAUUACUAUACGGGAUUCAGCUCGAUUCCAUUAUUUUGAAGGCGGAAGCUGUUUAUGUAAAGAUUAUUGGUGA